Molecule: messenger RNA, 465 nt
Organism: Aspergillus tanneri
Lineage: Eukaryota; Fungi; Ascomycota; Eurotiomycetes; Eurotiales; Aspergillaceae
Product: GNAT family N-acetyltransferase
Exons: 2
Coding region: 1-465 (154 amino acids)
Molecular function (GO): acyltransferase activity, transferring groups other than amino-acyl groups
Source: RefSeq, a predicted model, not a curated record
AUGAGUUCGCUGAAGGCAGUCGAUGGUGAGACAGGGGAAAUUCUAGGGUAUAUUGUAUUUACCCGGAGACAGCCUACUCCACAGAAAACGAAAGAGAGUGACGGAGCCGAGGAACCAAAAGGGCCAGAUGGAGUUGAUACGGACGUCCUUAUGGAGGUUACUCAGGCGAUCAAUAUAAUUACGAAGGAUGUGAAAGCCAUCGAGCGGUAUGAAUUGGUAUAUAUGUGUGUUAAACAGUCUAGCCGGAGGCGGGGGAUUGGAUCGGCUUUGGUGCAGAGGUGCUUUGAAAGAGCGAAGUCUGAAGGUCUCCCUGUUGCUGUUUGUGCCGAGCCAGCGGCGUAUGAAUUCUACGUCAAUUCGGGAUUCAAAGAGACAAAAUAUGCAGAUACCGAUUUGGCUAGAUUCGCUCCGGCGUACAGUGGAUAUGGUAUGUUUAGGUUGACUGGAAUGAUUUGGUAUCCUUAG